CAUCGGAUGCUCAUCUCGCCUUGUUUUUUUCUUCACCCGCAUUUACCCAGCCAGAGUGUAUUAUUAAGGAAAAAGCUCGCGCUCGAAGACGUAGUCUGUGUGGAGUUUUUCCAACGUUGUCGCGUCCGUCGUUGCAGUGCUUUUUUUUUCAAAGAUUACUAGAUGUUCGAAAAAGAUUAAUAAUUGUGAAAAUCGAGCAUUUUUUUCCCAACCAUUGGUUCGACUAUAGUUUCGUGUUUUUCAACGCAAAUGUGACCGGUUCGUGGUUAUAGUAUUUUGUACUUGUGUCGUGAGAUUUUUUUACCUGCUGCAUGGUUAAAGUUCUCCGAAGACUUGGUGUUCUUUUGAAAGGCUCAUUGUGGGUGGUGGAUUUUAAACAUCACGUUUUCACGUUCCACUUUCAAGUGAUUCUGACUCACACUGAAUACGAUUGCGUUAUCAUAUCCAUUCACCGCCAAAGAAAUGAUCAACUAAACCAUCCACAUACCAACUGUUUUAAUGCGAUCAAAAAUUUUAUGGCUUAAAAUCUUAACGCGCUAUAAGCCAAACCAAAGCGUUUAGUUUUUCUCUCUCACACUACAGUAUUUAUUUUAUUUAGAUUUCAUGACAUUUUAAUCGAUUAAAAUUUAAUUCUCGCAUACAAUAUGUUAUUUUCGUUUCGAAGUUGGUAUGUGCUGUUAUGUUUUUUCACGUACGAGGUAAUUAGCAACAAUAACGAUGAGCUGGGAACCAAUCCCGCCAACCCUGGCGCUGGCGAUUCCAUUAAGAUACCAUGUGCUCAACGAAAAAACAUAUCGCCUUGCACGUGCGACCAUCACACGACCACGCAAGACCGCCAAAGACCUUGGAUAAAUGUUGCGUGCCAAAAAAUGCACUCCUUCUCGCAAAUCAUCAGCGUUCUGCAGAAUAAAUUCGAUAACCAUUCCGAGAUCCAUUUGGUCAUCGAGUACUCGAAUUUGGAAGAUAUGAAGAAGAAUAAGUUUAGCGAUAUUCGAUCCUCGAUUGGGUGGAUUUUCUUACGUCAUAACGUCAUGACCGAAUUACCAAACUCCACUUUCGACGGUACCAACACAGUGACUCAUCUCGUACUAGAAAACAGCAAAAUAAAUCAGUUCCCAGGAUCGAUAUUCGAUCACUUGCCCAACGUUCAGUUCCUCAGCAUCGGCAGGACGUCGAUUAAGACAGUAACUCCUUCUGAUUUCAAAAGCUUGAGAAAACUCAAGAAUUUGGUCAUCCACGAGAGUGAUUUAUCGGUGAUCGAGAAUGGCACUUUUCCUGAUACUUUGACCAAUAUAAUACUAGAAGAUAAUAAUAUUACAACUUUAAAUCAUACUUUAAGGAAUAAUUUCAACCUGAAGCUGGUCAUUGCGAGGAACAACAACAUCGACUCGUUAAAAGAACAAUUACCAGAUUACACGGCGAACACGAACUUAGCCUGGUUGGAUGUAUCGUUGAAUAAGCUCUCAACUUUACCAGACUCGUUCAAAAAUCUUACUCGAUUGAACCUCUUUAACGGAGCCAAUAACAGAAUAUCGAAUUUAAACAACGUGUUUAGAAAAUUAAACCGAAUGUCCGAUCUGGACAUGGCGAAUAAUCAAAUAAAUAAGUUGUCCAGUCAAGAAUUUGAGAACUGCGCAUCGAUGACCAAGUUGAAUCUAUCCGAUAAUGAAAUAUGGAAUUUGAACCGAUCUCUCGUAUCUUUGGUAUCUUUAGAAUUUUUAAAUUUAACUAACAACAAACUGACUGAAUUUUCAUUGGAGGAGAUUCGAGGCUUGAGGAAAUUACAGAUCGUCGAAUUGUGCCACAAUAAAAUAGAGAAAUUCGUUGGAAAACUCGAAACAGAUACAGCUCCUUUGAACAUCUCAAUAGAAGAAUUAAGACUGGAAUUCAACGAUUUACGAAUCCUGGAAGGAUCGAUCGGAGAAAUCGAAGGUUUACAGCGUUUAAACAUCAGUUAUAACUUUUUGGAAACCAUUCCGGCUUAUUUCCUGAAUAAUUUAACUAAGCUGCAGAUUCUAGACGUUUCGCAUAAUUUAUUACACACUUUGGACGACACCUCCAAAGCUCGUUUACCGUCCUUAGGCUACUUUUACGCGUCUAAUAAUAGGAUAACGGAAUUGAAUAAGAUUUUCUCUGUUGUUUGCUUCAUGCAUUUACAAAAUAAUGCCAUCGAAACGGUGAAACCAGAUUUUAUCGAAGAUAAUCGAUGUAUUUACGAACCCGGAGUCAACGCUACUUUAUAUGUUUUUCUUGAUGGAAACCCAGUCCUCUGCAAAGAAACCGAUAAACAGAUAAUCGCCAGCGUAGAAAAAAGAAACGCCACGAAAAUCGUCGGCCAAUGCCCAAAAGCUCCUAACGAAGAAUUAAAAUACCACGUGAAUAACACAGAUUCAUCUCCAAUCACACUAGUAACAUUGGGCGAAUACGUGUAAUUUGACUAGUCUUUUGCUUAUAUUAAACGUGCCAUAAGUAAAUCAAAUUCUCAAUCUCUAUAUAAGAACAAUAUUUUACCUUUUAUUUUUUACGUAUACGAAAAUUAGGCUAAAUAAGGAUGUUAUCAUGCAUUUAAUACCUAAUUAUGACACGACAACUUGAUCAUCAUCACUCAUAAAAUCUCAAUAUUCAUAAUUAAGUUCUUCAUCAUUCGUUGAAAAAAAAUCAAAAUCGAAUAAGUACAGUUGUUUUUCAAUUUCUAAUUUAAAUUAUUUUAUUUAUUUUAUCGUUGUUUUUUUUCUUCGUAUUUUUAAUGUAUUUUUAUUCGCUUGUUUUAUACAAAUAAUUCGACGAACCAAUGUGCGGUUAGUUUUUUCUCUUUUUUCUUUUUCUUUUUUUAAAAAAAAUAAUUUCCUACCUUA
This is a messenger RNA of Planococcus citri (citrus mealybug), 2855 nucleotides long. RefSeq names its product leucine-rich repeat protein SHOC-2-like. The record is from RefSeq and is a predicted model, not a curated record. The coding region runs from base 645 to 2432 and encodes 595 amino acids. Lineage: Eukaryota; Metazoa; Arthropoda; Insecta; Hemiptera; Pseudococcidae. Gene Ontology annotation, biological process: signal transduction. Gene Ontology annotation, molecular function: protein binding. The transcript is spliced from 10 exons.